Molecule: messenger RNA, 1791 nt
Organism: Ogataea polymorpha
Lineage: Eukaryota; Fungi; Ascomycota; Pichiomycetes; Pichiales; Pichiaceae
Exons: 1
Coding region: 82-1122 (346 amino acids)
Biological process (GO): metabolite repair
Molecular function (GO): ATP-dependent NAD(P)H-hydrate dehydratase activity
Source: RefSeq, a predicted model, not a curated record
AUAAAAGCGACCCGUCGAUCGUACUCCUCUAGAACUUAAGGUGAUAUAAAUUAGACGGAGCGAACUAACUCACCUGACAAAAUGUUUAAAACACUCAAAUCGAAGAACGAGCUUGUCUACUUGACCAGGAAAUUGAUCCCACCUUUAUUGCCUAAUUUCCACAAAGGCCAAUGUGGUCGCGUAGUUGUCAUUGGUGGAUGCGAGGACUACACAGGUGCUCCAUUUUUUGCUGCUCACGCUGCUGCUCUUCUUGGAUGCGAUUUGUCCCAUGUCAUUUGCGAGUACUCAGCCGCGCCGGUGAUAAAAUCAUAUUCCCCUGAUCUUAUGGUUCACCCCUACAUGCGAGAUAGCUCCAAAAUGGAGGAGGAUUUCCGUCUUCAAUCCAAGACUCCGACGCCAGAGUUGAUUGACAGUUACAUAAGAUCCGACAUUCUACCCAAAAUCACCUCAUUGCUUGAUCGAAUACAUGUCGUGGUGAUUGGCCCAGGAUUUGGGCGUGAUAAGGUAAUGUUGGAAACUUUGAAGAUAGUGAUUGAUGAGAUCAAAAAGAGAAAUUUGCCUGUGAUCUUGGAUGCUGAUAGUAUAUAUCUCAUUUCUCAGGAGCCAGAUAUCAUCCGUGGGUAUUCCAGAGCUAUAAUAACACCAAAUCCAGUGGAGUUCAAACGCAUUGCUGACGCACUAGGCAUCAAGGAAUCAGAUCCUCACCUUGAGGCCAAGGCUGUUUCGAAGGCAUUGCAGGUGACAAUUUUGCGUAAAGGUGCUGUUGAUUUGAUUGUGGACGGAGAGCAAUUGAUCAUUGCCGAAGAGGAGGGCGGCCUUAGACGGGUUGGAGGACAAGGAGACUCGCUUACGGGCAUGAUUGCUACAUUCCUGGCCUGGGGCACCUACUCGUAUCGUAAUAGGCUUUGGGAAGAAUCCAAAGAAGAACCAGUAUUAGGCGAUCAAGAGGUGAAAAUGCUCGCAUGCUACGGUGGAAGUAUUCUUACAAAAUACGCAUCUAAACUAGCAUUUGAGCAACACUACAGAGCAAUGCAAACAUCAGACCUUCAUAAAUUCAUUGGACAAGCAUUUUUGGAGAAGUUUGGAAAGAAGGAAGAUGAAGAUUCAAGUUAUACGUUAUAAUUUAAUUGAAAAUCCUACCAUGCGUGUUCGGUUUUUCUGAAUUUUAGACCUAGGAACCUUGCAAGGUCGUCGUAGAGGCCAUCGAGCACCUCUCUAGAGUAGUCGUCCGAGGAUGGUUUAAACUCUGAGGGGUCCACGUUUGGAGACUUGAUCUUUCCUUCCAUGAAAGCACGCAACUUGGCCUCUUCUUCCAAAGUUGGUGGCAAGAGCUCAUAAAAAUGACAAAGGGAGAGUAGCGAAUCAUCAGACAAAUCGUGGAACUCUUUCAAUGUUUUUGGAUAAAUUGUUUCAGGAGGCUCAUCACCAUCGGAGUUCAGAACAGGAGCAAUAAGAUCAGUGUCUUUCGAAAGUCCCGAGUUGAUGGUUCUUCUCAGCGAUCUUUGUUCCAGGAUGUUCAAUUGACCCUGCAGCUCGCCCACAAGCUGAACAAGGUCAUCAUUGGUAGCAAAAUCUGAUGUGUCAAUCUGUCCCUGUUUUGAUAUUGUGCCAUCGGGCCCAACUCUUGGAACAUCAAUGGAGUUGAGCUCUCUGUCGGUUUGUCUUACUUGAAAUCUCAAGAGCUGCUCCCCAGUGCGGCUGAUCACCUUGCUUUGCCUUGCAACAAGCUCUUUCAAUUCAUCGAUCUCCUUUUUCAAUUCCUCUAAGGAAGACAUUUUGAAGGGAGCAAUA